This is a messenger RNA of Trichoplusia ni (cabbage looper), 3976 nucleotides long. RefSeq names its product RE1-silencing transcription factor-like. The transcript is spliced from 3 exons. Gene Ontology annotation, biological process: regulation of DNA-templated transcription. Bases 375 to 3737 code for a protein of 1120 amino acids. Lineage: Eukaryota; Metazoa; Arthropoda; Insecta; Lepidoptera; Noctuidae. The record is from RefSeq and is a predicted model, not a curated record. Gene Ontology annotation, molecular function: RNA polymerase II cis-regulatory region sequence-specific DNA binding; DNA-binding transcription factor activity, RNA polymerase II-specific.
UUCUUUUUAGAUUAACGUUAUCAAUAUUAAUUGUAUCCAAGAUAAAACUAGUCAAAGAAUCUACAAACUAAUCUAAUUAAAUAUACAAGAAAACAAAAAAACCGAGCGGUGAAAUAAUCCGAAGUGUAGCCUACUUUAAUAACAGCUGCUCUCCAUCUGUCAAACUGCGUUCCUACCUAGCAAAAUAAUAUAUUAAGCAAUGUUAUAUUUUUUCCUUGUCGCAUAAAGCGGGGUUCAAUAGCGCCAUCUCUUUUUAUUGCAAUCGAUACGUAAUAUAAUGGCUUUCGAUGUUUACAGCUGUGUGUGAUGCAUUGUUUAGUUUAUUAAACUGUAAGUCUUUUCAAAUUUGGUUGAGAGCUUUCGUGCCAUGAAGUAUGUCUGUACAAGGAUUUAUCUUGAAUGUAAAUGGAACCCUUACUCAAAGUGCCACAGAAACAAAACCAACCAAAGAGAAGGUCAUGUCUUACGAAGAAAAAUCAGUGGGAUCCACUGCAUUCUUCAAAUGCGAAGCGUGCCCUUACAUGGCCCUGGCCGAGGACGACAUCAAGUUUCAUUUGUUCACCGUCCACACAGAGUUGGCUAAGAGCAAUGGCCUCGCAGACAAUAUCCGGAUACCUUGUCCGGGGUGCACCAGCGUGUUCGACGCGGAGGAGACACUACGAACGCACCUACGUAAUCAUCACAAAAUGGGUAUUAAAGAUGUCAAGAAAAUGGUUAAAAGUCUAGUGCAAAUAGCGCUUAAAAACGCCAAAUUAAAGAAAGAAAUUCCAGUCAUAGAUCCACCAGCUGCAGAACCAGUCGCACAGAAUGUCGCAGACCUCAAAAUACCGCAGGUCAUAGAGAUAGAGAUACUGCCUGAGGCAGUGAGUGCCAACAACAACUUACCUAAAGGUGUUGGAUUCAUAUCUGUUGAUGAGUUGAACAAAAUGAGCACACCUAAUUUUGAGAAAGUUGAUCCUAAAGAAAUCAUACAGGAUGCUAGUUUUAAUAUAGUUUAUAACAAUGAGAUAGCUCCUCAGUACAUCAGUGUGUCGGGGGCCACAACUGUGAACACUUCUUGCAACAUGAUCCAGGUGUCCAGUGUGCCACCAGACCUUAUCUCUUCGAUUCAGCCACAGGGCACCACCGCAGCCUCUAAACCAUCACCUCCACAACAGAAAGAACCCUCACACAUUCCAUUUAUACUUAAAACAGAUCAAACUAAAGAGGAUACAAGGGAGCAGACAAUAGAAGAAAAGUAUGGGAAACUGUGUUCUACUAACGGGUGCCGGGUACGCCUAAAGGAGCCGGACAACCUCACAUAUCACAGGAAAUGUCAUAAGAAUGGGUCUCUGAUAUGUCCGGAGUGUAACUCUGAGUUGGGUACUGUGGAGUCUUUACACACACAUCUGUGGAAGGUUCACUCAGUGGAUAUGGAGCUGCCUACCUGUGACAACUGCGGCUUUAAGACAUACAACAGGCACAGGUUGAACAAUGUCCACAUGAAUAUACAUAGGAAAUUCAAAGGUCAUGUUUGUAACAUUUGCUCAAAAGCAUUUAAAAACGCGAAUCAGCUAUCAAAACACAAGAUGGUUCACAAGCGAAACUCCUCGCCCGUGGCGUGUAGUAUCUGCCAGAGGGAGUUCACCAGCAAGCGGCGCAUGCAGGUGCACGUGACCGAGGUGCACGAGAAGGUCAAACCCUUCAAGUGCCUGCACUGUGACUUCACUUCAGCUAGGAAAGACCAGCUGAAGAUCCAUAUUAGGUCACAUACAGGUGACAAACCUUACGAAUGCGAUAAAUGCAACUUCAGAACUGGAGAUCACAACUCAUUACGACGACACAAAAAACAGCACACUAACGGCCGUCUGUACGAGUGCAAGCACUGCCCCUACACCGCCAUCCAGUCCACCAUGUUCACAUCACACAUGAUCUCCAAACAUCCCAAUGUGACCUCCAGCGACAUCCACCGCUGUCCCUACUGCCGUUUCAAGACAGUCAGCAAAGAUAAAUAUGUAGUGCAUCUAACCAAACACUCAGACAAGGAAGGCAUUCAGCUGCUUAUAGAGUUGACCAAAAAUAAAGCCAGUCAACGCCCCUGGACUAUACCCAGCGAGAACACGAGUAGCGAGAGCUCCAGAAGCGCAGAGCCGAACAAAGAAUCUUCCCCGAAGACUGUCAAUGAUAUACCGAUCGAAGUUUACGAUUGCGACAGUUUAUCUGAAAGUCUGCCGCCAGACUACACCAAGAGCUAUUGCGCCACUUCCAGCAACGACACUCCCCAGCCUUCCGACAUCAACGGUCAAGCAAGCAAGGAGGACAACAACUCCGACUGCCUCAUUUCCGAGAGCUCCAACGAUACUAUGAUGGAGAGGCACCAGUACUCUGCACAACACCUCCUUACCUACGACACCAACCAAUCCAAUAUGCAUUUCCUCAACCCAUCAGUAUCCAUGGAGCAAAGUCUUCUACAGCACAAUAACGUAAACUCGUUAGUGUCGAACCAUUGCUCCAUACAGAGCAGUAUCAGCAAUAACAUCAUGAACAACUUCCCGAUCAGGCUACCACCAGCACCUCAGAAAAGUUUACGAAACAUCACUUUGAAACCUGUUGACAAAAUAUCUAUGCCUAACAAAGUGACCGGGCCCAUCAUAACACCGACGCAGAUACUACCGGUACCGUCUUCCUGUAACUCGCCCGUUAAUAUAACGAUGGAACCCGAAGGUGUGCCCAGGAAGAAGCCCAAAAUAUCCGUCAAAAGUAAUCUCAUUCUCAAAGGACCAGACCAGGUGAACAUGUUCCACUCUCAGCAGAAGAUGGCGUUCAGGAGACUAGAAGACAAUGAGAGGUUCGGUCUGGGCAGUCCUGUGACCUUCAACAAUUUGAUAACAACUCAGUUUAUGCAGCUACAACCGGAACCCACACUGAGCGAGUCCCCCAACAUUAUAAUGGCGUAUCCUCAGGAGCCGAUGUUAGCGGACACGGCGACUACUCCAGUAGACAGUGAGAUGAACAGUAACGGGCAGAUAUUCUCGUUCAACCAGCAACUGAAUGUGAACUCCAUGACGAUGCUGCCGCCGCCGCAGAAGAUACAAACCAACGACCCCAACUACAUCAAACUGGAAGCUACUAUAAAACAGAACACCCAGUCGCCGAGUCUGGAGAGAAUGUGUAACGCGAACCUCCUCAACAACUCGGCUAUAACUCGCGAAUAUAAAGCGUCGCCUCCGCUAGAAGAUAUACACAAGAACAUGAGCGAAAUAAAGAACGAAGUCAAAUCAGACGCUUUCUAUAACAUAACGAUGAACAACACCGCGGCAAACCAGCCAAUCAUAGAGCAGUACUUGUUGGAUAAUCUGAUAGGAGAAAAGUACUCGGGCCUCAUGGACCUGACCGGCGUCACUCUGCAAGAGACAUCGGAGGAGCAGAAUGACGUCAUCGAGAUAGAUGACAACUCGGACGAUAACAAGCUCCUCCCGCGGCUCGACAUGUUCUACCCCCUAGAGGGCCUGUACCCGAUGCACAACGAGUUCCACUUCCUGGACACCGACACAGGGUGCCAACAGGACGAAGUCAAUAGAAUGAUCAACGAGGUUCCCAUCAUGAACCAGAAGGAGGUUUUGCUCGAGGGAUCUAUUGAGUGCCCCACAAACGAGAUCCCGAUCUGUAUUCAAAGCAUAAUGGACCCUAUGAUGAAUGCAAUAAGACCCACCACCAAUAAGAUUAAUGUGAAGAAUAUAGAACUGAUGAAAAAUUAAGAAUUAUGUUUGUUUGUAGUUAGUAUUGGGAAAAUGAACUGUUAAUAUUACUCCUUUUGUGAUAGGCUAUUUGUUGUGCAACAUUUCCAUUUUAUGAAGGGCUCUUUUUUAUAUACGCUCCUGAAAUGCCAUGUAAGUCCGGGGUGUAAUUCUAACGUUAUGUAUCAUUCGACUUAAAUCAUUAAUCAAAUGCUGCUAUUGCAAGAUAAAUAAUUGCCAGGGACAUUCUGGAAUUUGAG